UUGCGAGUCCAUCGUGUCGUUACGACGUACGCGCAACGUCUUCAAAGUAUAAAAUUUUACAAAGUUCUUUUCGUAGCGCCCAAGAAUCGAGAUCGAGGUAAAAUUACCGCCAAAUGAAUCCGGUAUCCGGUGAUGUCAGAUGAGAGAUACGCGACGAAAAAAGAGAGAUCGAUUGGAGUGUCAAUCAUCAGCAAACAUUACUAUCAAGCGUCAGAACAGUCAAGUCAAAUUUCCGUCUUAUAGAGUGAAAUUCCAUUACCGUCGCAAACGAGGAUAAAGAUCGUGCGCGUUUGAAGUUUGAAGCGCCAAAAAUCAUAAGGCAUUAAAUUAGCAGCGAGACAAUGUUCGGCAAUGCCGUGCAAGCGAAGCUGGCGUCGAUGGUGCUGAUCGGCGUCGGUAGCUUUAUCAUCGGCAUCGCACCUGCCUGCUUUGUCUCGCGUACUCGUCAUCUCCAACGGAAGCUGCUGCUUUCCUGUGCCCUGUGCUUUGGCGCAGGUGUCCUCCUAGCCACCGCGAUGCUUCACGUACUACCGGAAGUGCGCCAAGGUCUACCGGAUUACGCCGAGCUGGUGUUCUCCUGUGGCUUCCUCGUAUUGUAUUUAGUCGAGGAAUGCGUACACUAUUUUUGCCGAGACAGUGAUCAUGGAUCUGAGAUGCAGGAUUCUCGCUCAAUUAGGCUCACGGAUUUUAGGAUUGCGCACGAGCGAGGUUGUUCAAACUGUCGGAAUCACUCUCAUGGUAUCGGUUACAAUGCCGCCACGCAAGACAACAAAAUUUACAUGUCUGAGGGCGACAUGAGAUUACCGCUCAACUAUCGACAAAAUUCUCUUGGUAAUAGCUCCAAUAAUGCGUGGACGUUUACUAAUUACGGCGCGACGCAACGCAACACGAGUGACUGUCGUUUGAGAUCGACGAGCGAAGAAAAUACAGUUUUGUGUCAUGGAAAUCACAGUGAGCAAUGUACCGAUGCCAAUACCAGUCUCGCCGGUCUCACCCUCGCCCUCACUGUACACGCCGUCCUCGAAGGUCUUGCGAUAGGAUUACAGAUGAAAAUCGCUGAGGUGUUAUUAUUAACUGGAGCGGUAGCAUCGCACAAGUUUGUUAUCGGUUUCUGUUUGGGAUUGGAAUUAGCAAAAGUCAAUAAAUCUGUCCUUAAAUUAAUAUUUGCAAUUUUUUCAUUUGCCAUCGGAUCCGUUAUCGGAAUCGGCAUCGGUAUGCUAACGUUUCAGGCAAAUACAAAUUGGUCCAAAGUGGUAUUGCCAAUUUUACAAGGUUUGGCAGGCGGAACUUUGCUAUACGUUACCGUAAGCGAAGUUCUCCCGAGGGAAAGGACGAGAUGGCAUAAAAAUUCGCGCAAAUUUGCAGGCAUUUUACAAUUUCUGUCGGUAGUCGUUGGAUUUGUUGUCAUUUUUCUUCUUAACAACUAUAUGGGCGAGUGAAUUGAUUCCAACAUUAUAUAGGUAUGUAGUGGCUGUUGCAUAUACAUAUUAGGCAGUAUGACGGAUUGCGCGGCAGACUUUGCAGGAACUUUGCAAACACGACUCACAAUCAAUAAUACUA
This is a messenger RNA of Wasmannia auropunctata (little fire ant), 1560 nucleotides long. It is a transcript of the gene Zip88E, whose product is annotated as protein zntC. Gene Ontology annotation, molecular function: zinc ion transmembrane transporter activity. Gene Ontology annotation, cellular component: plasma membrane. Gene Ontology annotation, biological process: zinc ion transmembrane transport. The record is from RefSeq and is a predicted model, not a curated record. Lineage: Eukaryota; Metazoa; Arthropoda; Insecta; Hymenoptera; Formicidae.